Pieris macdunnoughi is the source of this 678-nucleotide messenger RNA. The record is from the annotation of a GenBank genome assembly. Lineage: Eukaryota; Metazoa; Arthropoda; Insecta; Lepidoptera; Pieridae.
AUGAUAAAGGAGCUGCAGGCGGUGUCGUUUUUGAAGAGAAAACCUAACGUUGCUGAAGAACCUGACACGAAACAAUUUAAGAGCUCCACGGCUGGCACUUCAACUGCCAUUCAGUGCUUCAACUGUGGCAAGAUGGGACACAAGUCUAUGCGAUGCAAGUUGAAACGCAUUCCUAGUACAUCAAGGGAUGUGCGAAAUCCAGCAACCUCAUCCACCCAUACCGUGCCCAUGCUUCAACUGCAGAGAUGUUGGACACUAUGCGAAGAAUUGUCCAAAGCUGAGCAACGCGGCUUCGAGCGCCGGUCACACUGGCGCACCUGCUGUGAGGGUGGAUCUGUGCGAAGUUGCAGCACCCCUAGGAAGAAAAAACUUGACUCUAAGUACAAAGGGCCGUUCAAAGUAUCUGAAGUCAUAGAUGGUGAUCGCUAUCUUAUUAAAGCUCUAGACUCUAAACGGACGUUCAAGUACGCCCAUGAUCAUUUGCGAGGAAUGUCUGAAGUGCUCGAUGGAGGCACCGGUGUAAUGCUUGAUGGAGGCAUUCUUGUGGGGAUGCUCGAGGGAGGCGUGCCCCGAUGUGGUGGGUGGCUUGUGCUCGAUAGAGGUACAUUGCCAUGGCGUUUGGUGACGCCAGUGUGUGUUGAAAUUAAGCAAGGUGUUGAUUCUGUUGAUUUUGAUUGA